Parnassius apollo (apollo) is the source of this 342-nucleotide messenger RNA. The record is from the annotation of a GenBank genome assembly. Lineage: Eukaryota; Metazoa; Arthropoda; Insecta; Lepidoptera; Papilionidae.
AUGAUUGAAGCUGCUUGCAACCGAAGCAAUCAAAAUGACAUAAUAUUUCUCACAAAGGAAUCGAUUGAAAAUAUGCCUGUUAUACUGGCUUCCAGUUCGUCAAUAAUUGACACACCAGUUGAUGUUGCGGCAACAUCUAAUGCUAUUACAGAAUUGGUCAUGGAAAUGCAGCCACUAGCUGAUGGGGCAUUAACAUCUGAUGCUUUUACAGAAGUGAUCAUGGAAAUGGAACCAAUAGCCUAUGGUUCGUCUCUGUGUUCCCGUCCGUUAACAUCGGUUACUGAGGAAUGCAUGGAAUCAUCCGGACCAGCUACAACUUCACAGGCUUACACCACGUUAUGA